AUGUCAUUCCGUUCUGAUUCAGACUCCUUCCAUCAGCCUCAAUUCAAGAGAGAUACUUCAACCAUGCUUACCAGGAGAUUGGGACUGGCUGCUGCCCUAUGCGUCACUUACUUGUCACUCGCUACUUCUGCUUCCGAUGUUGCGGACUUGACCAAAGCAUUGGCACCAGAAUACGAAGUCGCUGCUACAGAAUUGAAACCUAGCAAAAUCGCAUUGGCCAAAGUCGACUGUACCGUCGAAACUGCAUUGUGUGAAGAACACGGUGUUAAGGGUUAUCCUACUCUCAAAGUAUUCAAGAAUAAGAAUGCCAUGGACUAUGCGGGCCAACGUAAAGCUGAUUCCAUUGUUUCUUAUAUGAAGAAAUUGGCAAGACCAGCAGUCACAGAACUCACCGCUGACAAGGUCGCUGCAUUCUCAGCAGAUGACAAGGUCGUCAUUAUCGGCUUCUUUGCCAAUACAACCUCCGAGUAUAAAUCAUUCCAGAACGUCGCAGCUAAAUUAAGUGAAAAAUUCUCAUUCGGUGUAUGCUCUGAUCCCGCUGCCAAAAAGGAAUACGGUGACGCUUCAGUAGUCCUAUUCAAGAAAUUCGACGAGGGUAAAAACCUAUAUACAGACACCAUCACCGAAUCAGGCCUCGAAUCAUUCAUCGGAUCCAACUCGGUCCCACUCAUGGAUGACAUUGGGCCAGAAAACUAUGCAUCCUACGUAGAAAGUGGCAAACCCCUAGCAUACUUUUUUACAGCCACAGACGACCAAAAGGCCUCAUGGAUUGAAUCCAUUGCCAAAGAAUUCAAGGCUGAUAUAAACUUUGUAUAUAUUGAUGCCGUCAAAUUCGGUGGACAUGCCAAAAACUUGAACUUAAAGGAAGACUGGCCGGCUUUUGCUAUACAGCGACCUGCUGAGGGCACUAAAUACCCCAUGGAUCAAUCUAAACCGGUAGAUGAAGCUAGUGUACGUGCAUUUGUCACGGACUUUGUCAAGGGUAAUGUUGCUCCCUCUAUGAAAUCGGAACCAGAGCCUGAAAGUAAUGAUGGGCCAGUAAAGAUUAUUGUGGGUACCAAUUAUGAAAAGAUUGUUAUGGAUGCUUCCAAGGAUGUGUUUUUGGAACUUUAUGCUCCAUGGUGUGGCCACUGCAAGAAACUCGCUCCAAUCUGGGACGAACUAGGAUCCACACUCGCCACAACAGCACCAGGAAUCAUCAUUGCCAAAAUGGACGCGACUGAAAACGACUUGCCAGUGACUGCAGGAUACCAAGUCCAAGGAUUCCCAACCUUGAAAUUGAUUAAAGCCAAUAGUAAUGAGGUCCUUGAUUACUCUGGUGAUCGGUCGUUGGAAGCCUUUUUGCGUUUCUUGAAGGAGAAUGCAAGCAAUGGUAGUGAGGUUGGUGGGGCUGCUAAGGCUGCUGCUGCUGCGGAAGGUUCGUCAGAGGGUUCUUCAGAAGGUGAUGACUCGGGUCCAGAUCGGGAUGAGCUAUAA
Molecule: messenger RNA, 1476 nt
Organism: Synchytrium microbalum
Lineage: Eukaryota; Fungi; Chytridiomycota; Chytridiomycetes; Synchytriales; Synchytriaceae
Exons: 5
Coding region: 1-1476 (491 amino acids)
Biological process (GO): protein folding; response to endoplasmic reticulum stress
Cellular component (GO): endoplasmic reticulum
Molecular function (GO): protein disulfide isomerase activity
Source: RefSeq, a predicted model, not a curated record